CAUAUUUUUGUAUGGAGAAAAGGGAGCUGCGUAUGGCCUCCGGGAACACGGGACACGGGAACACGAGAUCAGUGCGGGCAGUACGGGGGAAUACGGGUACUGACCAGGGGGUCGAAGCAUAGCGAACUGGCUGAUACCAGAGAAGUGGAGGUGGAAGUAGAAGUGGAAGUGGAAGUGGAAGUGGAAGUGGCGAUAGGAAAUGUAUGAUCUCCGUAAUUGUAAUUAAAUGAACAACUGUGUGCGUAAUAAACAAUCGAAUAUAUUUAAACGAAAACUGCUGCUGCGUGGCAGUGCACCUAUAUUUCAGUAAUGCGGUGGUGUAGCAAACAGUUCACAACCAGCUUCAGCAAUGACAGAAAUAACAUCCAACGAACGUGGUAAGCAAUUGUCACGGCAAAGAGCGACCAUGUCCGACCUACAACAGCAUCACUACAACCUUGCGACGUCCGAAAUGAUGCCCAAAGGACUUGCUAUUAAUGGGGUUGGUGGAAGGCUGCGUCAAUUGGAGGCACUGUUUGUUGGUGGUCCUGUGCAAGGGGGACGAGCCGGUCAUACAUUUUCUAUUGAAACUCUCAUUGACGUUUUACUCGUUCUCUAUGACGAGUGUUGCAACUCGUCGUUACGCCGAGAAAAGACAGUAUCAGAUUUUAUCGAAUUUGUAAAACCAGUCGCCUCAUGCAUAAAGAGUCUACAAUUAGCUAGAGAAGAUUUUGAAAUAGUCAAAGUAAUUGGACGAGGUGCAUUUGGAGAAGUUUGCGUGGUCAGGAUGCGGGGAUCGGACAAAGUCUUUGCUAUGAAAAUACUUAACAAAUGGGAGAUGCUGAAACGUGCUGAAACCGCUUGCUUUAGGGAAGAACGAGAUGUGUUGGUAUAUGGAGAUCGUAGGUGGAUAACAAACCUCCACUACGCCUUUCAGGAUGAUAAUAAUCUGUACCUUGUCAUGGAUUAUUAUUGCGGUGGUGAUUUAUUAACACUGCUGAGUAAAUUUGAAGAUCGACUUCCCGAAGACAUGGCGAGGUUUUACAUAGCGGAAAUGGUGCUGGCUAUCGGAUCAAUUCAUGAUCUACAUUACGUACAUCGUGAUAUUAAGCCAGACAACGUUUUGUUGGAUGCUAACGGGCACAUAAGACUGGCCGACUUUGGCUCAUGCUUACGACUCUUUGAGGAUGGAACUGUUCAAAGUAACGUCGCUGUUGGUACUCCGGAUUACAUUUCGCCUGAAAUUUUACGGGCUAUGGAAGAUGGGCAAGGGAGAUAUGGCCCCGAAUGUGAUUGGUGGUCCCUCGGAGUAUGCAUGUACGAAAUGCUCUACGGAGAAACUCCAUUUUAUGCUGAAUCUCUGGUUGAAACAUACGGAAAAAUCAUGAAUCAUAAGAAUUGUUUCGACUUUCCAAUAGAAGAUGUGUAUGAUGUGUCUGAAGAAGCUAAGGAUCUGAUGAGGAAAUUAAUUUGCAGCUCUGAGUUUAGAUUGGGCCAGAAUGGUAUCGAUGAUUUCAAAAAACAUCCGUGGUUCGAAGGAGUCGACUGGGAUGUUUUAAGAGACAACACUGCCCCGUAUAUACCUGAAGUGUCUUCGCCAACUGACACGUCGAAUUUUGAUGUCGACGACACAGAUGUUCGGAGUUCGGAUGCUGUACCUCCUGCUGCUAACUCUGCAUUCUCCGCUCUGCAUCUACCUUUCGUAGGAUUCAGCUUCACACAGGGAAGCCGGAUAUCGGAUCUGGGCUCUCUUCCUGUGGUGGCUCAGAAGGAUAAGAGUAUGAAAAUGCUCGAGGAAGAAAAUGCACAGUUAACGCUCACCAUCGCUGAUUUACGAAAUCAAGUCGGCGUUGGUCAUUUCUCACCUACGACAUCUCCAGACUCAAAUAAUGCCACUAGAAAAUUACAGGAUGAAAUAAAUACACUGACUAAGAAAAACUGUGAGCUUGAAACGCAGAUAAAGUCGAUGGAGAUACCGCGGGAAUUAUGCACCUUGGAUAGUGGUGAAUCAACAAAAAUUCGUGAGCUGGAAAAGCUGGUGCGUAGCUUAAGGAUGGAGAAAGAAGAGGCCUUAAAGGACAAAUUCGAUACUCAGGAGAAAUUAAAACUUCAGGAAAAAGAAUUAAAAGACGCGCUCACCCAGAGGAAAUUAGCAAUGGCUGAAUAUACUGAGGUAACGGACAAACUAUCCGAGCUAAGGCAACAGAAACAGAAACUGUCGCGGCAAGUAAGAGACAAAGAAGAAGAGCUCGAAGUAGCGAUGCAAAAAGUUGACAGUCUGCGACACGACAUAAGGAAGGCGGAGAAGCUGCGAAGAGAGCUGGAAAACAGGGUCGAGGAAGCGAUGGCUGAGACGAGUAAAGAGCGAAAGUUGCGGGAACGGAGUGAAGAGUACUGCAAACAAAUGCAAGAAGAAAUGGAAAAGAUACGGCAGAGAUCUGUGGGAAACGAUAGCAGUGGUAACCAGGCGUUAGCGACACAGGAAAUUCAUAGGCUGAAAACGGAGGUGGAAAAACUUGAUGUACAAUAUAACCAAAAUCUGAACCAGCAACAGAGUAGGUAUACAUCGGAGAUACGAAGUCUUCAAGACCAGUUGCACGAGGCUGAAAACAGAAGAGAAAUCCUGGAGCGGGAAGUCCAGUCGGCGAGAGAAAAAUUAGAUGCUGCCAGAUUGGAAAAUAUCACAGAUAGCGAAGAGACGAUUAACGAAUUGAAUAGAAGGUACGAACGAGAAAAAAUGAUGCUAGUCGAAGAGAAUAAAAAGCUUAUGCUCGAUCUCGGAGCUGUUACCGACAGCGUUGGUAGAAUUCAAGGUGAGCGAAGGCAGCUCGAAGAGGAAUACGAAGAAUUGAGGAACAAAAAGGAGGCCAUUGCCCAGUGGGAAGCACAAAUAACCGAAAUCAUUCAAUGGGUUUCUGAUGAAAAGGAUGCCAGAGGUUACCUGCAGGCAUUAGCAACCAAGAUGACAGAAGAACUAGAAUUCUUGAAACACUCUGGCGGAGUCGGGGCGGUAGUUGGUGGCUCUACGAUGACCGAUAAGAACUGGAGGAACCGUAGAUCACAAAAGCUUGACAAAAUGGAAUUACUGAAUCUGCAGAGUUCCCUGCAGAGCGAAAUUCAAGCCAAGCAAGCAAUUUCCGAAGAACUCACCAAAACACGAUCAGACCUCAUCGCAGCGCAAAAGGAACUGAGAGACUUCAGACAGCGGUUGGAUGCCAUGGCCCACGAGGCAAAGAGAAAAGAAAUGCAGAUAAACGAACUUCAAGGUCGUCUGGAUACCGGCGAUGGUUCCUUCUUCCUAACUACCAAAUCGUCCAGCAAAUCAUCAUCUAUCGUCGUUUCAACCAAACCCCAGCGCAUCAUCGUACACAAGUUGAAGUCGCCUCUGUCGGCCUUACGUGCUUCUUGCGUCACAACGUCCUGCUUAUUAACUAGAUUUCCUCGUGCCAACUCAAUCGUCACUUGUACCGCCGAUACCGUCGUUUAUAAGCCUGUCCUAGAACGUCCCACAUCUCAAAUGUCAUACCUGGAGCAUUUUCUCAAGGGAACAGUGGAAAGCACACGUCAUGGUAGUGUGGACAGUGUCGAAGGUGACAUAGAGGAUAACCGUGCACCUAGCAUUACAAGCAGCAAAAGCAAUUUGUCCGAACAGAGUGUUGACCCUACAUCUCCAUUAUCUCAUGAGUUAUUGAACAAAUCAUCUGUAUCCCACGGGCAGCUUAGCCUACAACCAAAACCAAAAUCCCAUCAGUUUCUAGUUCGUACAUUUUCUGCCCCAACGAAAUGCAAUCAUUGCACAUCACUGAUGGUCGGUCUGACCAGGCAAGGUGUUGUAUGCGAAGUCUGUGGUUUUGCCUGUCAUAUGUCGUGCUGUGACAAGGUUCCUUCAAUUUGCCCUGUGCCUCCUGAUCAAACAAAACGACCACUGGGCAUCGACCCCACCAGAGGAAUUGGAACCGCUUACGAGGGUUACGUAAAAGUGCCAAAAAUGGGUGGUGUAAAGAAAGGAUGGAUACGACAGUUUGUAGUGGUCUGUGAUUUUAAAUUAUUCCUCUACGACAUUUCACCAGAUCGCAAUGCUCUGCCAUCUGUAUAUGUGUCCCAAGUGUUGGAUAUGAGAGACGAGGAGUUCAGUGUCAGCUCCGUGCGUGAUUCUGAUGUGAUACAUGCAACUAAAAAAGACAUUCCAUGUAUAUUUAGAAUAACAACGUCUUUGAUGGAGCCGCCUGGCCUAAGAAACAUCACUUUGAUGCUGGCUGAUACAGAGAGUGAAAAGACUAAAUGGGUUGUGGCAUUAAGUGAGCUUCAUCGAAUCUUGAAGCGUAACAAUCUUCCAAAUACUACGAUAUUCCGAGUCAAGGAGUUGUUGGACAACACUCUGGCUCUCAUAAAGAACGUUAUGUCGGGUACGAUAAUAGAUCCUGACCGUCUAGUCAUUGGCACUGAGGAGGGCCUAUUUUGUUUAGAUUUAGAUCGUAGUGAAAUAGCGAGAGUUGGUGAAGGAAAGAAGAUAUAUCUUCUAGAAUACGUGACAGAAGAACAGCUGAUUGUUGUCCUUAGCGGGAAGCAAAGACACGUCAGACUUGUACCUGUACGAGCUUUGGAUGGAGAUGAAGUUGAAUGGAUUAAAGUAGCAGAAACUAAGGGUUGCAUAACUUUGACUACUGGAAUUAUGCAUCGCAAUCCACUUACUUAUUGUUUGUGCGUUGCUAUUAAAAGACAGAAUUCUUCUCAAGUAAUAAUUUACGAAAUAACACGUACCAAAACGCGGCAUAAGCGAAUUCGUGAAGUUAUGUUACCCUGCCAUGCUCAGACGCUCCAAGUCCUAACGGAAGGCCGCCUCUGUGUUGGUUAUCCAUCCGGCUUCUCCAUCUACAACAUUCUCGGAGACCAGCACCCAAUUUCACUGGUCCACAAUGAGAAUACGCUUUUGGGUUUUUUGACCUACAGCGCUGUGGAUGCAUUGCGUUGCAUAGAACUUCCACGCGGCGAGUUUUUACUCGUUUUCCACACUCUCGCCGUUUACGUUGAUAGCCAAGGCAGAAAGAGUCGAGAUCGCGAAAUAAUGUAUCCCGCUGUCCCCACUGCAGUCAGUUACUGUGAAGGAUAUCUUCUGGUAUACAGCGAAACUCACGUCGAUGCAUUUGACUGUACGACUGGAGAUUGGCUGCAAACACUGAAUGUAAAGAGAGCACGUCCGUUGAAUGCAUCAGGAUCCUUAAGUUCUUGUACAAUCAAUGACAUGCCACACGUUAUUUAUUUGAGUAAUUUACAUCAACGAGAAUUGCUAAAUUUGGCAACGGUAGAUGCUAGUGGCAGACAGAUGACCAGACCAAGAAGAAGAUUUUCUCUUCGCGAGGGCAACCGAGCUGCUCGUCCUACUGAUCGACGAUCCAAAAUGAUUUCUGCUCCAACUAAUUUUAAUCAUAUUAGUCACAUGGGACCAGGCAAUGGCAUACAGAUUCAACGGUUAUUAGAUUUACCAACUACACUAGAAACAGCUGAUCAACAACCGUAUACUGGAACACCGUCAGGAACACAUCUCCAUGGCAGCCAACAACGGUUGUAUGGUCCAGCUAUAUCAGCACCAAACAAACCAGCGCCGCUACCACCAAGACAUCCACCAUCAGACACACGACGUCUCAGUUCACACAUGACUAGAAAUUCUGGAUAUUCUCCUCAUAACGGUUCCACAUCUUCUCGGAGAGGUCCGGCGCCUCCUAGACCAACAGCAACUCCUCCAUCAUUACCACGCACUCCUGUGGAUCAAGUUGAUUCAGAGUCACUGCAUCUUCGGUCGCACACACCGUUGUCACUCGGUAGUAUCGCAUCAUUGCACGAUAAAGAACACACAUCCGGUGGAAGUCCCCGCCAUUCUAUAGCUUCUAACAAUAGUUCAAAUCCGUCUACACCUCCCAGCCCAGCUCACGACCAUGGAUCCUCAUCAUACGAUUCAUAGAUGUAUU
This is a messenger RNA of Diprion similis, 5945 nucleotides long. RefSeq names its product serine/threonine-protein kinase Genghis Khan (gene gek). The record is from RefSeq and is a predicted model, not a curated record. Gene Ontology annotation, cellular component: cytoskeleton; cytoplasm. Gene Ontology annotation, molecular function: ATP binding; protein serine/threonine kinase activity. Bases 350 to 5938 code for a protein of 1862 amino acids. The transcript is spliced from 27 exons. Lineage: Eukaryota; Metazoa; Arthropoda; Insecta; Hymenoptera; Diprionidae. Gene Ontology annotation, biological process: actomyosin structure organization; peptidyl-threonine phosphorylation.